UUUGUCAUUUCUAGCAUUCUACAAACGUCACACGUUACUCAAACAAAAAAAUCGUUCGUUUGGUAGUGUCAUGUCGUAGCGUUUCAGCGAUGUUUUUGGUUACUAUAUGUUUAUUUUUGUUAGGAAAAUCUUAUAUUUUUGUAAAAGGAGAUUAUUACAGUGAAUAUGAAUGCAACACACCCUUAGUUGAACGGGCCUCAAUUGAUGCCACCUCAUAUAUGAGUGAGAGAGGACCAAAAAAUGCUAUACUUUAUGGUGACUCGGCAUGGACUCCCCAGGAAAGCAACUAUUUCGAAAAGCUGAUAUUCGACCUGGGCGGGCGGUACGAGGUGCGAUCCAUAGCGACCCAGGGUCGCUCCAAAACCAACGAAUUCGUUACAGAAUAUGUGGUCGAAUACUCUGACAAUGGCAAUGACGGAUGGAGGGUUUUCAAUGACGCCCAAGGACAAAUUGAGAUGUUCAAAGGUAACACAGACUCUGACACCGUUCACAAAAACGAGUUUGAAGUACCGAUAAUCGCCCAGUGGAUCAGAAUAAACCCGACCAGAUGGCGUGACCGCAUAUCCAUGAGGGUCGAACUUUUCGGAUGCGAAUAUGUAUCAAAAAGCAUGUACUUUAACGGCAGCUCUCUGCUAAAAUUGGACCUGCUAAGAGACCCAAUCUCAGCCCUAAGGGAAACAAUUAAAUUUAGGUUUAAAACGUUUUCGGCCAAUGGGGUGCUACUAUACAGCAGAGGCACUCAGGGUGAUUAUAUUGCCCUACAGCUAAGAGAAAAUCGAAUGUUACUUAAUAUCGAUUUAGGAUCAAAUAUGGUAACCAGCGUUAGUGUUGGCAGCCUUCUCGAUGACAACAUUUGGCAUGACGUAGUUAUUUCUAGAAACAGGAGGGACAUUUUGUUUUCCGUUGACAGAGUAAUUGUACAAGAAAAAAUUAAAGGAGAUUUUAACAGAUUAAACUUAAACAGAGAUUUUUAUAUUGGAGGCGUAUCAAACAUACAAGAAGGUCUCGUGGUAGUCCAAAACUACACCGGCUGCAUUGAGAAUUUAUACUUAAAUUCCAGCAACGUCAUUCAGGAAGUCAGGGAAGCUUAUGACUAUAGUCCGGAUCCUUAUAAGUAUCAUAAAAUUAACACCCUGGAUAAUUGUCCUGAACCACAAAUUGUACCUGUAACAUUUACAAAACCACAAUCUUAUGCAAAACUGAAAGGGUACGAAGGGAUGUCGUCAAUAAAUGUAUCAUUUUACUUUAGAACUUACGAAAAUAACGGACUUAUGAUGUAUCAUAGUUUUUCAUCCUCAGGGUUUGUGGCUAUAUUUUUAGAACAAGGCAAAUUAAAGGUCCAAUUAGUCACUGCUGACACUCCUAGAGGUAUAUUUGACAACUACCAAGAGACUUUUAACGAUGGCAGGUGGCACAUCGUUGUUCUAUCCAUUAGAACCAAUGAGUUGGUGUUUAGUGUAGAUUAUAGGCCGAUGAAGACCACCAGAUUAUUAAAGAUCCAGAGUGGAGUAGAUUAUCUGUUUGCUGGAGGUCUAAGUCCACAGUUGGGUUAUUCAAACACGGUUUUUCAAGGUUUUGUUGGUUGUAUGAAAACGAUUAGUAUUGACGGAAAUACCAAAUUGCCAAGAGAUUGGAAGAAAGAUGAGGAAUAUUUUGGGACUGAACAUGUGAUCAUUGAUGCUUGUCGAAUGACUGAUUGGUGUUAUCCAAACCCGUGCCAGCAUAACGGCAUAUGCAAACAAAACACCGUUGAAUUCAUCUGUGAUUGCAAAGGCACCGGCUAUGGAGGUGCCGUAUGCCACACUUCUAUCAACCCAUUAUCAUGCCAAGCGUAUAAAAACGUGCAACAUGUAGGGCAAAAAGCUGAAAUCAAAAUUGACGUGGAUGGUAGUGGACCACUUGCCCCAUUCCCUGUAACUUGUCAGUAUGGCUCAGAUGGCGUUGUAUCUACGAUUCUACAUCACAGUAACGAAGCCACCACCUCUGUUGAUGGUUUUCAGGAACCUGGAAGUUUCGUGCAAGAUAUUCAAUACGAGGCGGAUGAUGAUCAAAUUGCUGCUUUUAUAAAUCGAUCUUCAUCAUGCACCCAACACAUUCACUAUGCCUGUAAACAAGCUAGACUGUUUAACUCUCCCUCAGAAGAGCAUAAUUUCCAACCCUCCUCCUGGUGGGUAUCGAGAAAAAAUCAAAAAAUGGAUUAUUGGGGCGGUGGUCUGCCCGGAUCACGAAAAUGCGAGUGCGGCGUCAUGGGAACCUGCAACGACCGCACGAAAUGGUGCAAUUGUGACGGAGAUGCUCCUUAUUGGCUUGUCGAUGCUGGCGAUUUAAGUGAAAAAGAUGAUCUGCCAGUCAAGCAGCUGCGGUUAGGAGACACCGGAAGUGCCUUAGAUGAGCGUGAGGCCAGAUACACCCUUGGCCCUUUAAUUUGCCAGGGAGACGAUUUGUUUGAUAAUGUUGUCACUUUUAGGAUAUCCGACGCGACUAUUGAUAUUCCUAAUUUUGAUAUGGGACAUAAUGGAGAUAUUUAUUUUGAAUUCAAAACUGCCACAGAAAACGCAGUACUUUUUCACGCCAAAGGCCCGACUGAUUACAUUAAGCUUACAAUAGUGAACGGAAAUCAGCUUCAGUUCCAAUAUCAAGCGGGUUCUGGGCCCAUCACAGUAAUUGCUGAUGUUAUUUAUAAAUUGACCGAUAAUAAUUGGCAUACAGUGUCUGUGGAAAGAAACAGAAAAGAAGCCAUGGUAGUUGUAGACGGAUCUCAAAAAGCCCAAAUUAGGGAACCACCGGGACCUGUUAGGGCUAUUCAUUUAACAUCGGCAUUAGUAAUUGGCGCUUCAACCGAUUAUAGGGAUGGUUAUACUGGUUGUAUGAGAGCUCUGUUGAUCAAUGGUAAACAUGUGGACCUCCGAGAAUACGCCCGAAGGGGGCUUUACGGGAUUUCUGAAGGCUGUGUCGGAAGAUGUGACAGUAGCCCUUGCUUGAAUAACGGUACUUGUCAUGAAAAAUAUGAUAGUUAUGUGUGUGAUUGUAGAUGGACUGCUUUUAAGGGACCAAUUUGCGCUGACGAAAUAGGUGUAAAUAUGAAAUCAAACUCUGCAGUAAAAUACACUUUUGACGGUUCCUGGAGAUCCACCAUUUCCGAACACAUUCGUGUCGGUUUCACCACCACCAACCCGAAAGGAUUCUUACUGGGAUUCUUUUCAAGCAUUUCCAAGGAAUACUUAACCAUGAUGGUGUCAAAUUCCGGCCAUUUAAGGAUAGUUUUUGAUUUUGGUUUCGAACGACAAGAAGUUAUUUACCCUGAUAAACACUUCGGGUUGGGACAGUAUCACGAUGUUAUUUUGUCAAGAAAGAACGGCGGUUCAACCCUUGUAAUAAAAGUAGACAAUUACGAACCAAAAGAUUUUCAUUUUAAUAUUAAAGAGUCUGCCGACGCCCAAUUUAACAACAUCCAGUACAUGUACAUAGGGAAAAACGAGUCUAUGUCAGAAGGGUUUAUCGGUUGUGUAUCUAGGGUCGAGUUUGACGAUAUUUAUCCGUUGAAAUUACUGUUUCAACAGAGCGGGCCUGGAAAUGUAAAAGUUUUGGGAGACCCCUUAAAUGAAGACUUUUGUGGUGUGGAACCAAUUACGCAUCCACCUGAUUUAGUAGAAACCAGACCGCCUCCAAUAUAUGAUGAGGAGAAAGUGAGGAGGGCGUAUAAUCAAACUGAUUCGGCCAUAUUGGGAAGUAUUUUGGCAGUAGUCUUUCUUAUCUUGGUAGCCUUAUUCAUAUUAAUAGGCCGUUGGAUCCAUCGUCAUAAAGGCGAAUAUAUCACCCAAGAAGACGCAGGUGCCGACGUAGCGGCUGACCCUGACGAAGCAGUGGUGCAAGGAACCACUGGUCACCACGUUCAAAAAAAGAAAGAAUGGUUCAUUUAAGUUGUAUAUUCAAGACUGUGUCAAUAGGUCCAGUGUAAAUAGGGUUACUUGUAUAUUCAGGGAACGAUUACAAUUUCUUUUUCUUGCAAAUAGCAACUUAGUCUUUGAACUAGUUCAGUUUUCUAGUAGUUGGAUUUAAAAAAUAGUAGUAAUUCGAUUUUUUUUGUUUAAUAUUAAGGCUUAAGCAAAGACUGUUAAUCUUGAUUUAUUUUAACGAUUUUAGGCACAUUGCGAGCAAAUUAAACCCCAUGUUAGUAUUUACGCAAAUUGCGAUGUGUUCGUUAAAAGCAUUCUACUGACAACUUUAUUUUAUGAUAUUGUUUUUGUGUUAUUUUAAGUUUUCCGUCCAAUUAUUUAUUCCGCCAAAAAAAAACGAUCUAACUUUAGUUUGUAUAUUUUUUGUAUAUUUUUAUUUUGUGAGGAGUUUGAAACCAAGUGAGAACAAAUAGGGACUAUUGUUGCUUGGUUUCUUUGAAUCUUUAUACAAUGACCACUAAAGUGCCUUUAUUGGCAAUAGCAACAAUUUUCUACAGUGUGUCAAUUCUUGCACUGAUUAAUUGUAGAAUCUUUUAUUUAGCGUAAUUUUUUACAAUAAAAGAUUUAUGAAAAGA
Anthonomus grandis grandis is the source of this 4531-nucleotide messenger RNA. RefSeq names its product neurexin-4. Bases 90 to 3920 code for a protein of 1276 amino acids. The record is from RefSeq and is a predicted model, not a curated record. Lineage: Eukaryota; Metazoa; Arthropoda; Insecta; Coleoptera; Curculionidae. The transcript is spliced from 20 exons.